This is a messenger RNA of Echinops telfairi (small Madagascar hedgehog), 5746 nucleotides long. It is a transcript of the gene EPHA6, whose product is annotated as EPH receptor A6. The transcript is spliced from 19 exons. The record is from RefSeq and is a predicted model, not a curated record. Gene Ontology annotation, cellular component: plasma membrane; neuron projection. Lineage: Eukaryota; Metazoa; Chordata; Mammalia; Afrosoricida; Tenrecidae. Gene Ontology annotation, molecular function: ATP binding; protein binding; transmembrane-ephrin receptor activity. Bases 166 to 3324 code for a protein of 1052 amino acids. Gene Ontology annotation, biological process: axon guidance; cell surface receptor protein tyrosine kinase signaling pathway; protein phosphorylation.
CGGGGCCUCGCGCGGGGGGCGCCCCCGGACACCCCCUGCGGACCGGGUGGAGGAGGAAGAGGAGGAGGAGGAGGAAGAAGACCUGAACUCCCACGCCACCUAGGGCACCUGACUGCGCUGCUCCCACUUCGGUUGAAGGGGUGGAGGAAAGCGGCCUGGAGAACCAUGGGGGGCUGCGAAGUCCGGGAAUUUCUUUGGCAAUUGGGGUUCUUCUUGCCUCUGCUGACUGCUUGGUCUGGCGAAUGCAGUCACGUCUCCAACAACCAAGUUGUAUUGCUUGAUACAACAACUGUGCUGGGAGAGCUAGGAUGGAAAACAUAUCCAUUAAAUGGGUGGGAUGCCAUUACUGAAAUGGAUGAGCACAAUAGGCCGAUUCACACAUACCAGGUAUGCAAUGUGAUGGAACCGAACCAGAACAACUGGCUUCGUACCAACUGGAUAUCCCGCGAUGCCGCUCAGAAAAUUUACGUGGAAAUGAAGUUCACCCUGAGGGACUGUAACAGCAUCCCGUGGGUUUUGGGGACUUGCAAAGAAACUUUUAAUCUCUACUAUAUGGAAUCAGAUGAGUCUCAUGGAAUGAAAUUCAAGCCAAGCCAGUAUUCAAAGAUCGACACCAUUGCUGCAGAUGAGAGUUUUACCCAGAUGGAUCUGGGUGAUCGAAUCCUCAAACUCAACACUGAAAUUCGAGAGGUGGGACCGAUAGAGAGGAAAGGAUUCUAUCUGGCUUUUCAGGACAUCGGGGCCUGCAUUGCACUGGUGUCCGUCCGUGUUUUCUACAAAAAGUGCCCCUUCACUGUGCGUAACUUGGCCAUGUUCCCUGAUACCAUCCCACGAGUUGAUUCUUCCUCUUUGGUUGAAGUCAAGGGCUCUUGUGUGAAAAGUGCAGAGGAGCGUGACACGCCGAAACUGUAUUGUGGAGCUGACGGCGACUGGCUGGUUCCUCUCGGACGGUGCAUAUGCAGUACUGGAUAUGAAGAAAUUGAGGGUUCUUGCCACGCUUGCAGACCAGGAUUCUAUAAAGCAUUUGCCGGGAAUAUAAAGUGUUCUAAAUGCCCUCCACACAGUCUAACGUACAUGGAAGCAACUUCUGUCUGUCAGUGUGAGAAGGGUUAUUUCCGAGCCGAAAAAGACCCACCUUCUAUGGCAUGUACCAGGCCACCUUCAGCUCCUAGGAAUGUGAUUUUUAACAUCAAUGAAACAGCCCUAAUUUUGGAAUGGAGCCCACCAAGUGACACAGGAGGGAGAAAAGAUCUCACUUACAGUAUAAUCUGUAAGAAAUGUGGCUUAGACACCAGCCAGUGUGAGGACUGUGGAGGAGGACUCCGCUUCAUCCCGAGACAUACUGGCCUCAUCAACAAUUCUGUCAUAGUACUUGACUUUGUGGCUCACGUGAACUAUACCUUUGAAAUAGAAGCCAUGAAUGGAGUUUCUGAAUUGAGUUUUUCUCCCAAGCCAUUCACAGCGAUUACAGUGACCACGGAUCAAGAUGCGCCUUCUCUCAUAGGAAUGGUAAGGAAGGACUGGGCAUCCCAAAACAGCAUUGCCCUGUCAUGGCAAGCGCCUGCCUUCUCCAGUGGAGCCAUUCUGGACUACGAGAUCAAGUACUAUGAGAAAGUCUACCCACGGAUAGCGCCGGCAUUUUGGCACUACCUGCGGGUAGAAGAGCAUGAGCAGCUGACCUACUCCUCCACGAGGUCCAAGGCCCCCAGUGUCAUCAUCACAGGGCUCAAGCCUGCCACCAAAUAUAUAUUCCAUAUCCGAGUGCGGACUGCAACAGGGUACAGUGGCUACAGUCAGAAGUUUGAAUUUGAAACCGGAGAUGAAACCUCCGACCUGGCUGCAGAACAGGGGCAGGUUCUUGUGAUAGCCACCGCGGCUGUUGGAGGAUUCACGCUCCUCGUCAUCCUGACUUUGUUCUGCUUGAUCACUGGGAGGUGCCAGUGGUACAUAAAGGCCAAAAUGAAGUCAGAAGAGAAGAGGCGAAACCACCUACAGAAUGGGCACUUACGCUUCCCAGGAAUAAAAACAUACAUUGACCCUGACACAUAUGAAGACCCAUCUCUAGCAGUCCAUGAAUUUGCAAAGGAGAUUGAUCCUUCAAGGAUUCGAAUUGAGAGAGUAAUUGGGGCAGGUGAAUUUGGGGAAGUCUGUAGUGGACGUUUGAAAACACCAGGAAAAAGAGAGAUCCCAGUGGCCAUCAAAACUUUGAAAGGUGGCCACAUGGACCGCCAAAGAAGAGAUUUUCUAAGAGAAGCUAGUAUCAUGGGUCAGUUUGACCAUCCAAAUAUCAUUCGCCUUGAAGGUGUUGUCACAAAAAGAUCCUUCCCAACCAUUGGGGUGGAGGCGUUCUGCCCUCGCUUCCUGAGGGCAGGGUUUGUAAAUGGCAUCCAGGCCCCGCAGCCAGUGCCAAGGGGAGGAUCCUUGCCCCCCAGGAUUCCUGCUGGCAGACCAGUGAUGAUCGUGGUGGAAUACAUGGAGAAUGGAUCGCUUGACUCCUUUUUGCGGAAACAUGAUGGCCAUUUCACAGUCAUCCAGUUGGUUGGUAUGCUCCGAGGCAUCGCAUCCGGGAUGAAGUACCUUUCUGAUAUGGGUUAUGUUCACCGAGAUCUAGCGGCUCGGAAUAUAUUGGUCAACAGCAAUCUCGUGUGCAAAGUUUCUGAUUUCGGGCUCUCCCGAGUGCUGGAAGAUGAUCCGGAAGCUGCUUAUACAACAACUGGUGGAAAGAUUCCCAUAAGGUGGACAGCCCCAGAAGCUAUUGCCUAUAGGAAAUUCUCUUCUGCGAGUGAUGCGUGGAGCUACGGCAUUGUCAUGUGGGAGGUGAUGUCCUAUGGAGAAAGACCUUACUGGGAAAUGUCCAACCAAGACGUCAUCCUGUCUAUUGAAGAAGGCUACAGACUGCCAGCGCCCAUGGGCUGCCCGGCAUCUCUGCACCAACUGAUGCUCCACUGCUGGCAGAAGGAGAGAAACCACAGACCGAAAUUCACAGACAUCGUCGGCUUCUUGGACAAACUCAUCCGCAAUCCCAGUGCCCUGCACACCCUGGUGGAGGACAUCCUCAUAAUGCCAGAGUCCCCUGGUGAAGUUCCUGAAUACCCUUUGUUCGUCACAGUUGGUGACUGGCUGGAUUCUAUAAAGAUGGGGCAAUAUACAAAUAAUUUCAUGGCAGCAGGGUUUACAACUUUUGACUUGAUUUCAAGAAUGAGCAUCGAUGACAUUAGAAGAAUUGGAGUAAUACUCAUUGGACACCAGAGACGAAUAGUCAGCAGUAUACAGACUUUACGUUUACAUAUGAUGCACAUACAGGAGAAAGGAUUUCAUGUAUGAGAGUACUACAACCACCUGUGUUUUGUGCCUCAGCAUUUCUAAAACGGAAGACAUCCUCUAUACUAUCCUCUCUUCUGAUUCUCCAAACAUCGCUUCAGAAACUGCAGUCUCCACUCAGACUAUGGGUACAUACCUUAGGUUCUCGCUUCCAACCUGGAUUUUAAAAUCUUGCUAUAUAGCUCCUCUCUCACUAACCUGCAAAUAAAACCGUGGCCCGCUGCAAAUUUUUGCUACACAAUGGUAAAUCACUCAGCAUGGAUGUGUAACUUUGUAUUUGGGAAGUAUUUGCUGGAGAAGAAUAUGCCUAGGCAUGGCUUCCUUAAUGAUGUAUUUAGAGUUUGAUAGAUAAAAGUCAGAAAUCUCUUACUUUUCUUUCAUGUUUUCUGAUCAAGUAGCUUCCAAAUUAGCAUAAGCAUUUAUUUUUUAGAUAAUUAUAUUCAACUCUAUGGGUUGUACUGUUCUUUAUUUUAUAAUAGUUUAACUGUUGGUGCCUGAUCUUGUUUACGGACAUGACCAAUGGUUUCAUGUAGUGAAUUCUUCUCAUGUGUGACUAUGGGAGAAGAGGGUUUUGGGGAGGGAGAGAGAUCAAAGGGCUGGGCUAUAAAAUGUUCUAAGGCUGGGUUUGUCUCUUUUUUAAGACUUCAUACUAUCCUGGGUAGCUCACAGUAGGGGGUAAUUUAGAGGUUUUUCACCUGGACUUUCUACUAGCUGUAUAAUCUAUUUCUCUACCUUAUGAGCACCACCACUGGAGAGAUCAAGAGUGAGUCAGUCCACUGUUCAAAUGGCUCCCAAAGACUGAGGCAUAGAGUCAACCCGUUGACGGCUCUCUUGGCUCAUCUUUACAAGUUUGCAAGAGCAAUUAUCAAAGCCCUAAGAAAAUUAAGUGUUCUCAAUAGAAUUACGUUGAAUAAAAAUCUAAGAUUAUAGCCUUAGAUUUAAUGUAAAAAGAUUAAUUUAAUUAAACAGAAUUUUAUGAUAGCUAUUUGGAGGUCCAAGUAAGUAAACACAUCUAGCUAGCUAACGUGUCUGAUAAUGGUGCAUUUUGCAAGUUUAAAAUUUUUGGCUAAUUUUUAAAAAGAAUAAGUUGCAUGAAUAUGCUGAGCUGUUUUCCAAAACUUCCAAAAGACAGGUGUGCCAUGGCAUACGCCAAAGAAAGCAUACAUAAAUCGUGUGUCAGCCUCGCUCCACAAUACAGGCACAGCAAAAGGUGAAUACAGCCAAUGUGUGUUGUUGUCAUAAUCUGCUUUUCAGAAGCUGCAAAAAUAAAGGAAAAUGUUUUUCAGUGAGUUAAGUUGAGUCAGCUAAUCAAAAUACUGCUACCUUGUGGACUAAUUCAAUUAUAAAAUCAACUGCUCCCUGUGAAACUAAAAAACAACAAAAAAAGAAGACUGCUGUGCUAGGUGGAUGGGUAGAGGGAAUUUGUUAAGAGGGUUGGGAAAAAGCACAUAGCGAGUUGUCUAAAUAUGCUGAUUUAAUAAAUCAGUUUUUAUUUGAUCUCAGAGAUAACGGUGGUAUAUCUACAUUCUCAAUAUCCUACCUAAAUUAUAUUUUUUGGUGAUAAUGGUGUUCUCAUUAUUUAAGGAACCUGAUUUUCUCCUCUUUCCUUUUUUCAAAACAUGGUUGAUUGCACCAUUAUACUAGACAAUUCUGCAUAUUUUCUUUUGCUGAUUUAUCUCCUGGGUUCUGCCUACCACAGCUAAAUUUUUCUCACCUAAAAAAAAAAGGAUAGAGUUGGAAGGAAUAGCGUCUUAACAAUUAUUCCUUAAAGUAUACUAAAAAAGAGAACAGUGGGAAGUUCAUCACUUUCUAAGUAAACACGUCAGAAAUAGCUAGCAACAUUUCCCAGCCAUCACCUGCACAGCGAUGCAUCACUCAUAGACGACCUGCAGAUUGCUGGAUACGUUUACCCAAAUCUGGAUACAUUUAGAGGAAACGUAAAAUGUCCAUAUUUAUCUGUCUUCAAAUGUAUAUUCAAUAAGAACAGAUGUAAAACAGAUUAAAUUUAUUAACCAUAUAUAUUUAUUUUUAUAAUACAACAAAAAAGGUAUUUAGAAAUAAGGAUUAAAAUAAUUAUGGUCUUCCAUAGAACUCUUGUCAGCAACUUCAGUAUACCUUGUUGAUAUAAAUUCCUAUUAAAAUAUUUACAUAAUUCUAGGGAAUGGGCAUUUAGUAAUUGGACAUUAAGGUUCAUAAAGAUUUGUUUACCUUACAGGUUCUGAUAAUCCCAGAACUUUCUGUAGUAUUAUAAAACUGCCUUUUCCCUUGCCUCUCACCCCUAUCGUCUACAAAAUUCCUUUUGAACUCCAUUUCUAUUUUUCAGAAUUGUAAGCAUUAUAAAAUUAAAUGUAAUUUGAGCCUCAUCAUAGUCGAAGAAAGAUUGAAUUAUGUGUGCAAAAUUAAACAGAAACAUUUUAAAAAGUAA